AUGGUCCUUCGUCGCAAAGCCCAACCUGCCUCCGUUUCGGAAGGCGCAGAAGAGAUCAACGAAACCACUGCGAUUGAGACGGAUCCAAUUGCAGAACUCAAGAAAGAUGACGACGGACCAAUUACACCGUCCUCCCCUUCGGAGAAAGGCAUCGAGGAGAAGACGUCCCACGAACUGGAGAUCGACGAGGCCCAAGCCGGACUCCGCGAACUCGAUGGAUCCGAAGGCGUCACCAAGAUUUCGGAUCAAGUCAUUCGCGACGGUCAGUAUGAGAAACGCGCAUCUAGGCUGCGAUGAGGGCGACUUGCUCUGGCGCUUUUACCUGAUGCGGCACCAUUCGCUGAUCAUCACCAGCUUCUCCUAUUCAUGUCAGGUGCCGAUGUGUCCAGAAUAGCAGUCUCGACUCGUGACGACGGAGACCCGGCCCUCACCUUCCGCUCGGUGGUACUUGGCUCAGUCCUUGCCGCGUUCAGCUCUGUAGUCACCGUCUUCUAUUUGUUUAAGCCUGUCCAGAUCAGUAUCAGCACCGUCUUUCUUCAACUCGUGGCAUAUGUACUGGGCCUUGGUUGGGCCAAGUUGACCCCGUCAGCCGAGCGCCUCGAAAGAGUCUCACCACGACUCGGCGCUGUCGCACGCUUCUUCAAUCUGGGUCAGCCAUUUGGGCUCAAAGAGCAUGUCGUUGCCACCCUGAUCGGUAGCUGCGCCAACAACUCGUAAGUACGAGCGAUGAAAGUGAUAGCGAUGGAAUGGAUAGGAUCUGACACGUGUUCGUCCAUACCGUUUGUCGUUCUGCAUCAAAGACUUGCAGGUGUCGAAGUAGCCAUAGUGCAAAGACUCUUUUACCCACAGAGCUCGCUGGACACCACCACCGUUCUAUUCGGUCUGUUUUCCAUUUCCAUCAUCGGCUUCGUGAUUGCUGGCGUACUCCGUCCGCUCAUCGUCUAUCCGGCAGAGAUGGUCUAUUGGACGCAAUUGCCACAAAUUUCACUGAUGCAGAGUCUUCACUAUGACGUCGCAAAAAACAAGAAACGCCUCACCCGCUUCGGUCAGGUCCUUCUUGGUUCAACGAUCUACGAGCUCUUUCCUGCCUAUCUCUUUCCAACCCUGAAUGGAAUCAGCAUUCCGUGCUUUCCCUCUGCACGUUAUUCUUCGGCCGCUAGAGAUGUCGCGACAAAUAUCUUCGGAGGCGCGAACUCGAAUGAAGGUCUAGGACUCCUCAACUUUUCCCUUGACUGGCAGUACAUCACCUCCUCGGCAUUGUCACUGCCACUCAAGCAACAGGCUAAUAGCUGGAUCGGCUUGGCUUUGAUGUGGCUCAUCAUGCCGCUGCUCUACUACCGUAACGCCUUCGGUUCUCGCGCUGCGCAGCUUCCAAUGCUCGGCACGUCUCUUUACGCAGAAGACGGGUCGAAGUACAAUCUGACCGCGGUCUUCGGUCACUCGCUCACCAUCAACAACACAGCGUUGGCAGAGCAGGGGCUGCCAGUGCUGACGUCGUCCACUCUCUGGGGAUACAUUUCAGCAAAUCUUGCUGUCGCCGCGCUCAUUUCGCACGUUCUUCUGUUCUACGGAGGGGACAUGUGGAAAGCGCUCAAGCAAGCUAGAGCUGGAACUCAGCCCGAUCCUCACUACCAAGCGAUGAAGAAGUACAAGGAGGUGCCCAUGUGGUGGUACGGUAUCGCCUUUGUCCUUGCUUUCUUUGCUGGCCUUAUCUCCGUCCUGCACGGCCAAACGAUGCCGUGGUGGGCUUACCUGGUCUCGCUCCUCUUAGGGGCUGUCAUCGCUCCACUGUCUUGCGUUUUGUACGGGCUCUUCGGAAAUGGGCGAGUAUCAAAGCCCCCUGCGCAAGGUACUUGGCCGAGAAAUCAAAGCUGACUCACGAAGCGUCGACAUUUCCUCGAUCCUCUCGAUUCGGAUAGCAUUGGGUAAGUCUGGUCUCUUUUCAAAGCUUGUAUCCGCUUUAACUCACCUACCCUGCCCCACAGCACGAACACUCUGUCUAAGAUGGUAGGCGGCGUCCUUGGUACGUGCUCGUAGAUGAUUGUUUGGCGGCAAUACAGCUUUCCUCAAGAUUUCCGAUCGUGCUGACCGCGACCUUUCUCGCAGUACCGGGGAGGCCCCUCGCCGGGCUAUGGUUCGCUAGUUUCAGUCACCAGGUCAUCCUUCUCGCUGUCAACCUCGCAUCGGGUCUCAAGUUUGGGCAAUACACUAAGAUACCUUGGCGCACCCUCUUCGCAAGCCAAGCAUACGGAACACUACUUGGGCUUUUGGUGAACUACCUCAUCGCUGUUCAGGUCGCCGUGAGCAAGAGGGAGGUGCUUCUCAACGACGAAGAUUCCAACGUGUGGUCUGUCGCGAUGUUUUCCAAUCUCAAUUCUCAAGCGGUUACAUGGUCGAUAGCAGACCGCGUAUAUUCGUACUCUCGAGGCGCUGGAUACUGGCUAGUUCCUUUCGCGCUCUUGAUAGGCUUCAUCAUCCCAUUCAUCCACUUCAUCGUCCAGCGCCGAUACAAAUUUUUGGAGAAGUACGAAGUAAACGCUCCCAUCAUUUUGCAGUACAUGGGCGGCUACAACUACUUCGGAGCCUUUAGUUACCUGACAUCGACAGUAGCCAUCGGGGCAGCUGCUCAACUCUGGCUUCGUCGUCGACAUCCCAAGCUAUUCAACAAGUACAUGUACAUCGUAGGCUCGGCCUUGGACGGCGGCUCGCAGAUCACCCUGUUCAUCUUAAGCUUUGCUGUUUACGGCGCUGCUGGGCCUGCCAGAGCUUUCCCAACUUGGUGGGGAAAUCCAGAUGGCAACGUCGAUCAUUGCAAUCCGCCCGAAUGA
Molecule: messenger RNA, 2828 nt
Organism: Ceraceosorus bombacis
Lineage: Eukaryota; Fungi; Basidiomycota; Exobasidiomycetes; Ceraceosorales; Ceraceosoraceae
Source: the annotation of a GenBank genome assembly